Molecule: messenger RNA, 660 nt
Organism: Centruroides sculpturatus (bark scorpion)
Lineage: Eukaryota; Metazoa; Arthropoda; Arachnida; Scorpiones; Buthidae
Exons: 1
Coding region: 1-660 (219 amino acids)
Source: RefSeq, a predicted model, not a curated record
AUGCUUCAGCUGCAUUUGCACAUUGCUAGUGAGAGCUUCAUGUGCCAGUUCAGAAAGGAUCUCACACUUUCUCAUAUUGACGAUAUUCCAGUGCUUGUCAGCCUCACUAGAGGUUCUUAUGCCCACAUAGGCAUAAUAAAAGGCGUCCCCGUAAAGCUGCACACAGAGGAAAUCUACCAAUUACUCAAAUUGGACGGCCAACUCCCAAUUAGUGUACAACGUUUUAGCCGUAAACUAGACGACCAAACGAUUCCAACCGGAACAAUUAAAAUAUCUCUAGUCACGAAUGAUCUCCCUUAUCACCUGUGGCUUUAUCUGACGGCAUAUCGCGUGGAACCUUACGAGGAACGUCCCAGACUCUGCCAGCAAUGUGGGAAAUUGGGAGAAACCAAAACAUUUUAUAGAGGUGUCCCAAGAUGUAAGUGUUGUGGGGACCCACAACAUAACAAAGAAUGUGCAGCAGAGUCUACUCGCUGCAUAAAUUACAAUGGCAAUCAUUCAUUCUCCUCACCUCAAUGCACCAGAAUUCAACACGAAAAGGCCAUACUACGACAUCAACGUCAGUACAAUUGUUCGCGAAAGGACGCCCAGGCGGCCAUACCCCCAUCUGACAACACUCGUGGUUCUUAUAGCACAGUGACACAGUCUAUCCACCCCUAG